AUGCUCUUGCUCACGGGACUGGGAGCCCGGGUCCCUGCCGAUGUCGCCGCGCGUGUCACCGGCAUGGCGCACGAUUUCCUAACCCCGCAACCUGUCCACGGCGCAGAUGUCUACUUGCUGCGCUGGAUCCUGCAUGACUGGUCUGACACCUAUGCCGUCAAGAUUCUCCGUAACCUCACCCCCGCUCUCACGCCCGGCGCCCGGGUGGUAGUCAAUGACAUAUGUAUUCCUGAACCCGGGGUUUUGGGGCCGAAGGCCGAGCGAGAUAUUUGGUAUAUGGAUAUCUCGAUGAAGGCGUUCAACAGCGCCUGCGAACGAGAUGCGGAGACCUGGAAAGCGUUGUUCACCGAGGCGGAGUGA
Molecule: messenger RNA, 360 nt
Organism: Aspergillus uvarum CBS 121591
Lineage: Eukaryota; Fungi; Ascomycota; Eurotiomycetes; Eurotiales; Aspergillaceae
Product: S-adenosyl-L-methionine-dependent methyltransferase
Exons: 2
Coding region: 1-360 (119 amino acids)
Molecular function (GO): O-methyltransferase activity
Source: RefSeq, a predicted model, not a curated record